Messenger RNA from Boleophthalmus pectinirostris (great blue-spotted mudskipper), 1850 nucleotides. It is a transcript of the gene mgst1.2, whose product is annotated as microsomal glutathione S-transferase 1.2. Gene Ontology annotation, molecular function: glutathione transferase activity. The coding region runs from base 270 to 731 and encodes 153 amino acids. NCBI's taxonomy places the organism in Eukaryota, Metazoa, Chordata, Actinopteri, Gobiiformes, Gobiidae. Gene Ontology annotation, cellular component: membrane; mitochondrion. The record is from RefSeq and is a predicted model, not a curated record. The transcript has 6 exons.
UCCUGGUCCAGGUCCAGGUCCAGGUCCAGGUCCAGGUCUCGUUCUUCUCGUCUCUUUCCUCUUUUUAGUUUUUGAGUUUAUUCCUGUUGUGUCCAGUAGAUGGAGCCAAACCCUCAGUACUUGGGACCGCCUCCUGUGGACUUGUGUGAACCUGCUGGUGGCUCCGCCUCCUCACAGGAAGUGACAUCACAGAGUGUUUGUGUUCAGUCCAAACUCUUACACAACCACCUCUGCUCUACUGCACUGCGCUCCCUAGUCUUAAAUCCAAGAUGGCGUCUCUGAUGGAGGACGAGGUUUUUCGAUCUUUCGCCAAAUACGCGGCGAUAAUCACCACAAAACUCCUGCUGAUGGGCCCCGUGACCGCGUACUACCGCCUGACCCGCAAGGCGUUUCAAAACCCUGAGGACGCAGCAGCUCAUUCGUCUAAACCAGAAGAUUUAAAACAACUCGUGAGAACAAACGAUGACGUGGAGAGAGCACGAAGGUGCCAUCAGAACGACCUGGAGAACAUCGUUCCGUUCGUUCUCAUUGGUUUUCUUUACUCUCUGACCGGCCCCGAUCCGGCCUGGGCCCUGCUCCACUUCCGCGUCUUUGUGUGUUCUCGUUUCAUCCACACGGUGGCGUACCUGCGCGCUCUGCCGCAGCCGUCCCGCGGCCUCAGCUGGAUCGUGGGGCUCCUGACCACCAUGUCCAUGGCCCAUAGUGUGGUCCACAGCGUCGUCUUCCACUGAGAAGACCACCAGCACCACCAGGAGGGAGUAUUAUACUUGUCUGGGGUCAUGAGGAGGGAGUAUUAUACUUCUCUGGGGUCAUGAGGAGGGAGUAUUAUACUUCUCUGGGGUAAUAACACAUUGUUUUGGGUGAAUAUAUAUUUUUAAAAUAAAUGGAACAUGUUGGUGUAAAUUUGUGAACUGUUGAGAUUCACACCGAAGCGUCAAAAUGUCCAGUUUAUAUGUAAAGUCUGUGGAGGGGCGUCUGGGGCGUCUGGGGCGUCUGGGGCGUCCUGAGUUUUUGCGGCGUGUCUUCAGAGUUCUGGCGUCAACGCUCUAGACAUGCGUCCAGAGCGUCAGCGGCAGAAGAUGAAAAUGCUGAACUUUUCACAUCGGACGCGCCACAUCAACCAAUCAGGGACGAGUAUCCAGAGACGUAGAGACGUUAUUAUCCAGAAGAAAGAGAAAGACCCAAGAACCAGAGACACAAACAUUAGCAGAGUAUAAAUAUAUACACCACAAUCACCGAGCAGAUCACCAGGACUAGACCGGGACUAGACCGGGACUAGACCGGGACUAGACCGGGACUAGACCGGGACUAGACCGGGACUAGACCGGGACUGAUCCAGUGACAUUAGUGGAGUAUAAAUAUAAACGCGCCGAGUCGAUCUCCUCCUCUGAUGGUUUUAUGUAAUAAAAACACUAAAGUCUCUCAGUCUGGUCCAUCGUUUUGGGAAAAGACCGGGACCGGGCUCUUGUUUCCAGGGCAACAGACGCUCGUCAAGUAUUUUUCUCCCAUUUGUCCACGGCUUCUGAACUCAAAUGCAAAGGCUCCAAAUAGAGACAUGAAGGACAUUUUUUGACACUUUGGUGUGAACACCCAGUUAAAACUCCAGAGUCGAUAUUUCCUCUUUAAGGAUAAAACUAAAUAAGUUGAUCUAAACGUACAUUCCUGCUCUUGUAUUUUGGUCUUUUCGCUUUUUGUAAUUUGUUAUUCUAAUGUGAAGAAAUAUUCCGCCGUGGGGCUUUAACCCUGUUCUGAUCCUGAUGUGUAAAACACAGAAAACACACGACUUCAUCCCACAAAUCAAAGGCUUUUUGUAAAAUCAUUUUUCAAAUAAAACUGAUAUUUUCCAUCUU